Oreochromis aureus is the source of this 3955-nucleotide messenger RNA. RefSeq names its product V-set and immunoglobulin domain-containing protein 8-like. The record is from RefSeq and is a predicted model, not a curated record. Lineage: Eukaryota; Metazoa; Chordata; Actinopteri; Cichliformes; Cichlidae. The transcript is spliced from 4 exons. Bases 1447 to 2370 code for a protein of 307 amino acids.
CUGCUCAAACUUCUUAUAACAACCUUCAUCCUUCACCAUCACACAUACGCUACACGUGUCUGUGGAUGACCUUGGUGAAGCUGUGGGCUCUAUUCCGUGCUCCCCCCCUCUCUGGUAGUGGGCGGAAGUCGAUUUGAAGAAGCAGCGGCUUCAUUUUGUGAGGGAGGGUUAACGUGUUGCGCUUUUCAUGUGGCUGCUGUGAACUGCAUGAUUUUUCUCUCCACUUUACACUGUAAACCGUGUUUGUGGGAAAUGUGCUGGAUCAGCUCGGCUGCUGCUUCUCGCGGUAAUGAAGCUGAAUUACAGUCAGCUUGUGCGCGUAAAGUGAACUUCUUGACUCAGGGAACACAGUUUCAGAUAUAAUAGCGACCUUUCCUUAUAUUCAUGUGACCAUCUCAUGCUGGCAUCUCAUAGUUUUAUAUCGUGUAGUGUAAGUCAACAUUUUAUUCGUUGGGUAAAAACUGCAACCCUGGUUUUAAGAGCCGAUCAGCAGCAGCAGAGGGCGUCAGUGAUCAGCUUUGGUUUCAAGUCAGUUGAGCUUCGCUGUUUCUUUUAGUAUUUGUACGUGCAGCCUGCCCACAGUUUAGAAAAAAAAAGGAAGUACUGAAGUUACACUGUGUGCAGGGCUCUACGUGUAUUCACUUGGUGGAGCAAUAAACGAACGAAAGUCUCAGAGCUGUAAUGUGCAGCUGUCACUGUAGAAAAGCAACGACCAGCAAAUGAUAAGCAUAUGAGAGCGUUAUGAUCAGAGUACUGCUACACAAACAAACAGCAUCACCUGAAGUAUAGCAGAUUUACACUCAGUGUCCAGUAUAUUAGGAACACCAAGCUCACACUGAGUCAGUCUAACCCAGAGGUCGUGCAGCUCAUUUAAUCCUCACUGAUAAUGGUUCAGCAGGAUCACUGCUUAUUAUAACUGCUGUGGUCAUUUUAAAAGCCGGCGAGGAUUACUUCUUACCAGGGUCUGUGUCCUGAUUUAAAAUUAUUUUGAACUACGAUCUUUAAAUCCUCCGCCUGUCCCCACCCUGACAAAGAGGAAGCAGAUGUUGAAACAGAGAUGCUACCAAAAUUGGCCUAUAUGCUUGUGUUGUAGUCACAGACAAUAUUAAAUUUAGUCACAGAGUGAGGUAAAGAAGGAAAAUAAAAACAACUACAUAAGCUGCCCGGUUAUUCUGUACUUUUUUUUGCUGGGGGCCUUUGUGGUGGAUUUCCUUCCUCCUCUCGCCCGUCCUCAGAGUCACGUGACAUUAAGAAAACAACAACAACUGGAGGAAGUCCCUGCAGAGACGCAUAUCCUUACAGAGUUUGCAGAGCAAAGUAAACCACUGAUCCUGUCACAUUAGGAUAGAUUCGCUACCAAUAUCGGGCUUGUAUGUGCCAUCUAUAUUUGGAUCGAUCCGCCCACUACUACCAAACAGCGGGCCGACCGUUGUGCAACCUGCAGAAAUGUCGUCUGUUGUAGUUUUCUUCUCCCUCCCGAUGUUGGUGGCUUCUGCGUUGAAAGAGCUCAGAGUGAGGCCUGGACAAGAUGCCACUCUUCAAUGUUGGGGUCCCAGAAAUGCACACAUCACCCUGCUGGAGUGGAGCAGACCGGAGCUCAUCUCACAGGGUUAUGUGUUCUUCUUCCAAGACCAGCGCUCGUACGAGAACUACCAGCACGAGUCCUUUAAAGGUCGAGUGCAGCUGAGAGACCCAUCCAUGAAAGACGGAGAUGUUACUGUGAUUCUGAGAAACGUCAGCGUGAGCGAUACAGGAGCAUAUGAGUGUCAGAUUACAACCAGCAGCACCAGAAAUGGCGAGAGAGUCGUCAAAGAGUUCAAGCACUCCAUCAACCUCACAGUCACAGAGUCUGUUCAGAUAAACAUCACAGCUGGACAGAACGUAAUUCUGCCAUGUCGAGCUCCAAACAUCGACAGCAAUUCCAAGGCAGUUGUAAAGGGGAGCAGAGCUGACCUUGGAAAAGAUUAUGUUCUUUUGUAUCGGGAUGAACAGCCUGAUCCAGAAGAGCAGCAUCCAUCUUUUAAGAACCGGGUGGAUCUGCAGAACAGACAGAUAAAGGAUGGAGACGCGUCUUUGAUUCUGAAGGAUGUCACGACUGCUGAUAGUGGAACAUACGAGUGUCGCGUCUUCAGAAGAACAAACCGCAGGAAGAGAGCUAAUCUGGAGACUGACCCUAUCAGUGUCAUCAGCCUGAAAGUUGAUCCUCCAGGUCAGACAGGAGGAGACACAGAGGAUGGAGUGAGCAGAGGACAUGCUGGACUGAUGGCGGUUUUGUCACUCUUUGCUGUGAUUGCUGCUUUGGCGAUCUUUAUAAAACUAAAUCCACCUCCUCCUCUUUCUUGUCCUUCUGUCUGCAGAAAUGUACUUUGAUUGUAGUAUGAUCCUGACAUUAAGAUUAAGGAAAAAUCUUUCAGUAAAUAUGAUUAAGACAACUAGAAUGAUCAUUAUUGCUACUGAACUGACUGUUGCACGUGUCAGAAAUUACAGUUGUUCUCAAUCGAUUUGGUGCAAUUCUCACAGCACAAACCUCAUUCUCCCUGCUCUUCAUGAAGUCCUUAAAACAGUUUGGGCAUUCUUCAUAAUUCAGAAUCAUCUGUGCAAAACACGCUCCAAACACGAAUCAGUCACUUCAACUCUGUGAAGUGAAUGGAUAAAAAAAAAAAAAAACUUUCACCGCCUCUUAAAGAAGUCAUCAAAGUAUUUUUUUUUCUCAAAAACGUCCUGACUUUGGAAAAAAUGUCUGACCUUGAUGAUGAUGGGCUACAGUUACAGGCGAGCACACAGGGGGCCACACCUGUCAGCUAUCAACAUGAAACUGGGGCUGCAUUUCACACAGACAAACAUAUUGAAAACAUUAGAUUGAAAUACUGAAAAACAGUAAUCGGAGAAAUGAGCGAUCAAGAGCUCUAACUGACAAAAGUACAAACUUCUGUUUUGAUGAGUUUUCAGAUUCAAGUGACAAGUGCAUUAACGCAGCAACAAAGAUCACAAGUAUGGAUAUAAACAAAAGCAGUGUUUAUAAAAACAAUGAGACCGUCUAAUGUUCAUAAGGAAAUGCUCAAACCGAUUUAAGAACUGCAUCAAAAAUGGUGAGAAUGACUUUUCUCUCUGUGACGGAUGGAGAAAAGCUGUAAAGCUGGCCCACGUGUCCGCUUCAAUCCGUGCUCUCGUCACAGUGGACAGUUUGUGAACCAAGAACUAACUGGGCACUCAGAUAGUUCUUAGGUCAUGUGACAGAACAGUUCACCUUUAUUUCAGCUUUUUCAUUCAGACUUCCUUCACUGGAAAAUAAUAAAUAAAAAUAAUACAAAACAAUACAUUUUAAAAAUAAAUACAAAAAUAAAAGCUGUUACAAUAAAUUGUCUUCCAUAUUUUUAUUUUAUAUCCUAUUUUUCCUUUUUGAUAAAAUAAAUAAUAUUGUGAAAAUUGUCGAAUGUUUUAUCUGAUUUUGAGUGUGAACUGUAGCUUUGAAUAUGUUAAAAUAUAUUUGCAUUAGUAGCUGUGAUUGGCUCCAGCCCCCCUAAAGACUCUCAUAAGGCUACGUGGAAGAGGAUUCAUGGAUGGAUAUUUACCUUUGAUGACUUCGCUUGCUGUAAUCGUGCUGAAGGAGUGUUAAAGAGCAAACAGCUCACACACAAAUGGAGAAAUCCAGAGACAUUUAUUCACAGAGGAUUCAAAGAAAACAGUCUGAUGUGCAUCUGUUCAUGUCUGAAGCAAAAGGAAAUUCUAGUUGAUCAAAUGAGACUUUUAUUCCUUUUAAAUGCUUGAUUGUAGAUUACAUAUGCUGCUGUUGGUCACUGUUGUUUUCAUUACUGUUUUUGUUUUAUUGUUCUCAGACAGCUCCUGCUUGUCGUAAGACCUGAAACAUCACACAUUUGUCUCUUUUUAUUUCCAUGUUGUUGUACUUUUUCAACAUGUUCAAAAUAAAGAUUCAAUCAAUCAACAUCAUGGUUUA